CUCUCCAAAACACACAUCAAAUUCACAGACAACAACAACUUCUUCUUCCUCUUCUUGUGAAUCCUCUCUCUCAUCCCAUCACUACACUGGAUUUGAAUAAUCACCAACACAAACAUUCAAUCCAAGGACCUAUAGUGUUGGCAUUUGAAUAAAAGCUUUAUAUUGAGGUAAUUUAUGAUUUUUCUGGGCAUGUGAUGUGCGUGAGUUCGGUUCGGUCUAGAAGAUCUGCAAAUAAAGGUGGAUCUUUUACAAAAUAGGUGUAUAUUUCUAUUUAUGUAUAUGAGUAAUGAGUUCUAAAGGAAAACCAUUAUUUGAUCUCAAUGAACCUGCUACCGAGGAGGAGGAUGAAGAGAGUGAUGGCGUGUUCUGUUUCCAACCCCAAAGGGCAAUUCCGUCAAUAACCCAUACGUCAGACUUAUUUAAAAGUUCAAAUAGUCCCCGUAGAAUUAUAAACAACAAUGCGUUUUCUCAUGCGUCUUCUGUUUCGGGCUUUCAGCCUUUUAUUAGAUCGAAAGGAGUAGAAAAAUCUGAUGUUCAUGAAGAGCAGAAGAAGUCAAAUGACGUGGUGGAAAAGUCAACUUCUGCCGUUGAAAAAGAAGAAGGUGAAUGGUCUGAUGCAGAAGGCAGUAGUGUGCCUGAAAAGUCAACUUUAAACGUUGACGAUAAGUCCGAGGUCAAACCAAUGGUUGUUUUAACGGAUCCAAGUGUCGAUGAUGUGAAGGAUGAAAAUAAUAAUCAUGGCGAUUCAAUUGAUAUAAAAAGUAGUGAUAGUCAAGAAGAUUCUGUUUUGGCUCCGAAACAAAAGGAGAUUAAAGGGGUUGAAGCCGUUCACGCCUUAAAAAUCGCUAAUAAUCCCGGAAAGCGUCCUAAACUCGAUCAACAAAAAGAGGCAAUGUUGGGUAAAAAACGUAACAGACAGACAAUGUUUCUUAACUUAGAAGACGUCAAACAAGCGGGGGCCACUAAAAACUCUAUGCCAAGAAGACAGAACUUUCCGCCACCUCUCACUUCUCGUAUUGUAAAAGAUAAACAAAUCCCGUCACCACUAACGAACAAUGGAAAACAAGUCGACCUGUCAAGCGUUGAAACCAACUGUUAUGUGGAAUCAAGUGAUAUUAAGUCCGAAUGCAAUAACGGUGAUAUGAAUACAGGAAUAUUAGGUCGUCCAAAAAGGUCAAUUAGUGGUAGUGAUCUUGUAUUAAAGCAAACGAAGAAUGCACAAACCGCGGGUAGAAAGAGCGGUUUAGUUAGUCAGAAUUCGGUUGAUAAUAAAGCGGCUGGAAGUAAAAAGCUUCCUUCUAAGAAGCCAUCAACUGUUUCUACGCAAUAUCAGGAUACAUCCGUUGAGCGGCUUCUUCGUGAAGUGACUAACGAGAAGUUUUGGCAGAAUCCAGAGGAAGCAGAGCUUCAAUGUGUUCCCGGAAGCUUUGAAUCGGCAGAAGAAUAUAUUAAAGUAUUCGAGCCCUUGCUUUUUGAGGAAUGUCGCGCACAGCUCUACAGUACAUGGGAGGAAUUAACCGAACCAGGUUCUAGAGAUCUACACGCAAUGGUCCGUAUAAAAAAUGUUGAGAGACGAGAAAGAGGUUGGUAUGAUGUGAUACUUGUACCUGCAAAUGAAUGUAGAUGGAACUUCAAGGAGGGUGACGUGGCAGUUCUUUCAACCCCUAGACCGGGAACAGUUAUGCCCAAGAGAAACAACACUGGGGAAGAGUCUGAGGUGAGUGGACGCGUAGCCGGCACCGUGAGGCGCCACAUACCGAUAGAUACUCGCGAUCCAACAGGGGCCAUCCUUCACUUUUAUGUCGGCGAUUCAUAUGAUUCCAACAGCAAGGUUGAUGAUGAUCAUAUUCUAAGGAAACUACUCCCAAAGGGAAUCUGGUUUCUAACCGUUCUCGGUGCUCUUGCUACCACUCAGAGAGAAUAUAUCGCGUUACAUGCAUUUCGUAGACUCAAUUCCCAGAUGCAAACCGCGAUUCUUCAACCGAGCCCUGAAUUAUUUCCGAAAUAUGAAGAACAGGCACCCGCAAUGCCCGAUUGUUUCACACCAAACUUCGUUGAUUAUCUUCACAGUACGUUCAACGGUCCACAAUUGUCAGCGAUUCACUGGGCCGCAACGCAUACGGCAGCCGGUACGACUAACGGGUCAACCAAGAGGCAAGAACCAUGGCCCUUUACUCUAGUCCAAGGCCCACCCGGAACGGGUAAGACUCAUACCGUUUGGGGAAUGCUAAACGUUAUCCAUUUAGUCCAAUAUCAGCAUUAUUAUACCGCAUUGCUUAAAAAACUAGCCCCUGAAAGCUACAAACAAACAACCGAAAGUCUUUCUUCUGAUAACGUUCCAAACGGGUCGAUUGACGAAGUUCUCCAAAGCAUGGACCAGAACCUGUUUCGAACGCUUCAUAAACUUUGCCCGAAACCGAGAAUGCUAGUUUGUGCUCCGUCAAAUGCCGCUACCGAUGAGCUACUUACACGUGUUCUUGACCGCGGGUUUAUUGACGGUGAGAUGAAGGUUUACCGACCUGAUGUGGCUCGAGUUGGUGUCGAUUCACAAACCCGAGCAGCUCAAGCCGUGUCGGUUGAGCGUCGAACCGAGCAGCUUUUGGUCAAGAGCCGAGAUGAAGUUUACGGGUGGAUGCAUCAGCUAAGAGCCCGUGAAGCUCAAUUAUCUCAACAAAUAGCUUCCCUUCAAAGAGAGUUAAACGUUGCGGCUUUCACCGGUCGGGCACAGGGUUCGGUCGGGGUUGAUCCGGAUGUUCUUGUGGCCCGUGACCAGAGCCGAGAUUCCUUAUUACAGAACCUUGCGGCUGUGGUUGAAAACCGGGAUAAAGUAUUAGUCGAACUGUCUCGCCUUUUUAUUCUCGAAGGUCGGUUUCGUAGUGGUGGGAAUUUUAAUCUAGAAGAAGCUCGGGCUAGUCUAGAAGCGAGUUUCGCUAAUGAGGCCGAAGUCGUUUUCACAACGGUUUCAAGUAGUGGUCGAAAGCUUUUCUCACGGCUAACCCACGGGUUCGACAUGGUGGUUAUUGAUGAGGCGGCUCAAGCCAGUGAAGUCGGUGUGCUCCCACCUCUUGCUCUCGGUGCAGCCCGGUGCGUUCUUGUGGGGGACCCGCAACAACUUCCCGCAACCGUUAUCAGCAAAGCAGCUGGAACUUUGCUAUACAGCAGAAGUCUUUUCGAGAGAUUUCAACAAGCAGGUUGUCCUACGAUGUUACUUUCCGUUCAGUACCGAAUGCACCCGCAAAUACGAGAAUUUCCUUCUAGAUACUUCUAUCAGGGUCGCCUUACCGAUAGUGAAAGCGUCGCUAAAUUACCCGAUGAGACGUACUACAAGGACCCGAUGUUAAAACCUUAUGUUUUUUACGAUAUUACACAUGGGCGAGAAUCGCAUCGGGGCGGGUCGGUUUCUUACCAGAAUAUACAUGAAGCUCAGUUUUGUUUACGGUUAUAUCAACAUCUUCAAAGAAGUGUUAAAUCUUUAGGUAUAGCGAAAGUGUCGGUGGGGAUAAUUACACCUUAUAAGCUGCAACUGAAAUGUAUACAGCGGGAGUUCGAGGACGUUUUGAAAUCUGAAGAAGGGAAGGAUCUUUAUAUUAAUACGGUUGAUGCGUUUCAAGGGCAAGAACGUGAUGUCAUCAUGAUGUCGUGUGUACGUGCUUCUAACCAUGGCGUGGGGUUCGUUGCUGAUAUUCGACGAAUGAAUGUUGCUCUCACUCGUGCCAAAAGGGCACUUUGGGUUAUGGGGAAUGCAAGUACAUUGGUUCAAUCGGACGAUUGGGCUGCACUAAUUGCCGAUGCAAAAACGAGGGAAUGUUACAUGGACAUGGACUCGAUUCCUAAAGAUUUCAUGGGCCCACCAGCCUAUGGCCCACCACAGGCACGGUUUUCUAACAUGAGGGGUUUAAAAAGACCCGGUUUAAGACACAGACCAUAGGACCACAUGGAUUCUAGGUCAGAAGAAGAUGAGAAAAGUACAACGUCAAGAAACGGGAAUUACCGGAGUUUCAAGCCACCAAUGGAUGGUUCACUUUAUUGGCAUUCAAAAAGACCAAAUUCAAAUUCAACCCCCGUUGCGGGAAAAAGAGGCCCGUAAUCUCUCUCACUUUAUUGGUGUUAAGUUCUUUUUUGUUGUGGGUUGGUAAAAAUGGAACAAAAGUUGAGCCUGGGAUGACUAAAAAGAGCGGAGUUGGUUAAAAACGAGCCAGUUGUGAAAGAAACUGGUUCUGAUUGCUAACCGAUUGAUGUGCGGGCCGUGACACAUCACAUGUUGAUGAUCGGUUUGUGACAUCGACGGGUUUUCCAUCGGGGUAAAAAGAUGUGGAUAUACGGAUGAUGAAUUAAUACAAAGAAAGAUUUAGGAUUUGUUAUGUGGAUUGAUUGAUUAAUUGAUUCUUGAACUGUGUAUAGAAAAGGGAAUAACUUCCACUGAUUUUAGAUUUUGUACAUGCUUUUACUUUGAAAACACUAUUUAUUAUUAUUAACUGUUAUGGGAACAAUUUUCCCAUUUA
This is a messenger RNA of Helianthus annuus (common sunflower), 4502 nucleotides long. RefSeq lists its product as uncharacterized. The transcript has 8 exons. The record is from RefSeq and is a predicted model, not a curated record. Gene Ontology annotation, molecular function: helicase activity. The coding region runs from base 287 to 3928 and encodes 1213 amino acids. NCBI's taxonomy places the organism in Eukaryota, Viridiplantae, Streptophyta, Magnoliopsida, Asterales, Asteraceae.